Oldenlandia corymbosa var. corymbosa is the source of this 531-nucleotide messenger RNA. The record is from the annotation of a GenBank genome assembly. NCBI's taxonomy places the organism in Eukaryota, Viridiplantae, Streptophyta, Magnoliopsida, Gentianales, Rubiaceae.
AUGAUCAUCAAGGGGUUGUUUAGAAGGUAUGAGAGGUGGAAUCCUGUGCACCCAACAUUAGGAGCCUUUUGGGGUAUAGGGGUAGGUAUCGGUUGUGGUGUUGGAUGGGGACCUGGUUUUGGCCCUGAGGCGAUUGGUUAUGUCGGUGCUGGCUGUGGUGCUGGAUUCAGUGUUGGUGUCACUCUUGCUGGUUUUGGCAUUGGUCUUCCAGCUAACUAUGUGUACGCGCUUCCUUACAACGCUCUCAUGGCGAUUAGAACUAGUGCAUUGGAGGUUCCUCAAUCACGAAGCUUAAUUAGCCUGAAAAGUAUUGCAGGGGAUGCUUCCUUUACCUUUGCCGAAAAUUUCAAUGGCUUGCAACGAAGAGCAAGUGAAAUGUUUUCCAGUAUUGGUAAUAAAAAUCCUCUGGAGAACGGGAUGAGUAUUUCUGAGAUGAGAACUGUACUCUUUUCCCAUGCUAAACCUGUGAUGAAUCAGUUUGAAAGAAUUAGUAGAAACUUCUUUCCUCCACCCAAAGGUUCAAAAGACUGA